This is a messenger RNA of Venustampulla echinocandica, 1827 nucleotides long. RefSeq lists its product as uncharacterized. The record is from RefSeq and is a predicted model, not a curated record. NCBI's taxonomy places the organism in Eukaryota, Fungi, Ascomycota, Leotiomycetes, Helotiales, Pleuroascaceae. Bases 1 to 1827 code for a protein of 608 amino acids. Gene Ontology annotation, molecular function: oxidoreductase activity; FAD binding. The transcript has 3 exons.
AUGCCUCCCCUGGCCCACUGUCUCGGUUUCUUCCUCUUCCUCUCUAUCUCCCUCUUCUCCUCCGUCUCCUUCUCCCUCUCCCUCCCCCACGGCUCCCCCGCUGCCCACGCCUUGGCUGCCGGCCCGGCUCUCGAGGCUCGCGAUGUGAACUAUCAGCAUACCUAUCCGUGGUCGCUGCCAGCUCAAAGCCAGCCCGCCGGGCGUUGUCGCUGCUUCCCCGGCGACGCAUGUUGGCCAACCCCCGAGACGUGGUCGGCCUUCAACGCUACUAUCAAUGGGAAGCUGAUUGCAACCACGCCCAUUGCGGCCCCGUGUCACGAUACAUCGUUUGGGCCGUAUGAUCCCACGGUUUGUGCAUCUCUCCAAGCAGCAUGGUUCGGGCCCGAGCUUCACUAUGAAUCGCCGUCGUCGAUCAUGGCGCCGUACUUCACCAACAAUAGCUGCAAUCCCUUCCUUCCGAAGUCGGCGUCGUGCAUCGUCGGCUCAUAUGUGAGCUACUCGGUCAAUGUUAGUGAGCCGAUGGAUAUUGCCCGGACGAUACGGUUCGCAACGUACUUCAACAUCCGCAUCGUCAUUAAGAACACAGGCCAUGAUUAUAGCGGCAAGUCUUCGGGUGCCGGGGCCAUUGCCAUCUGGACCCACAACAUGAAGGACAUCAGCUUCGUUGACUACAAGUCAUCAAACUACACAGGCAAAGCCAUCAAAGCCGCCGCUGGCGUUUUAGUCAUUGAUGCCUUUAAAGCCGCGAGCGCUAAGGGCCUGGCUGUCGUGGGCGGCGAGUGCCCUACCGUCGGGUACUCGGGCGGCUAUACCCAGGGCGGCGGUCACUCGGCGUUGGCAUCCAAGUACGGUCUUGCCGCUGAUCAAGUUUUGGAAUGGGAGGUUGUCGACGGGCGCGGUCAACUGCUUUGUGCGAGCCCAACCGAGAAUGCAGACCUCUACUGGGCUCUUGCCGGCGGUGGCGGGGGCACGUUCGGGGUCGUCACCUCAAUGACCAGCAAAGCGCAUCCUGACAUUCCCGUCACGGGAGCCAGCCUCUCAUUUACUAACGACGGCGUCACUCAGGACCAGUAUUAUGAUGUGCUCUCGACCUUUCAGGCAUCGCUGCCUAAGAUCGUGGACGCUGGCGCAAUGGUCGUGUGGUUCUUUACUAAUACCUCUUUCUUCAUUGCUCCUCUGACGGCGCCAGGUCUGUCCACGGAGCAAGUCGCUCAACUUCUCUUACCUAUUACCAACAAACUUAGCGAACUUGGUAUCAACUAUCUUCAUAAUAUUCAGCAGUUCCCCGGUUACCUCCAACAGUUCAACGCUAUGUCGCAACCUUCACCCGUCGGAGUUGGCCAGUAUGGUGGUCGUUUCAUCCCACGCUCUGUAGUUGAAAAAAACAACGCCGGCCUGACGGCAGCGUACCGCUACAUUAACGAGCACGGCGGCCAAAUCGCAGGCAUUGGCCUGAGUGUGUCGAAGGCCGUUGCGGGCAAUGUCUGGAACUCGGUCCACCCGGGAUGGCGCGACGCGCUCAUUGAAACUGUGAUCCAAACGCCGUACGACUAUACCGUUCCACUUGCAGACAUGGUCGCCAGCCAGAGCGAGAUGACAAACGACCUCAUGCCUCAGCUGGCCCGGCUGACGCCAAACGGCGGAGCAUACCUCAGCGAAUCCGAUUUUCGGCAGCCAGAUUUCCAAUCGGUGUUUUACGGCACCAACUACGACCGACUGAAUGCGAUCAAGAACCGCUAUGACCCCUUCCACAUGUUCUACGCCGUAACCGCUGUCGGUAGCGAGUACUGGGUUCCCCAGCAAGACGGAAGGCUCUGUAAAGCUUGA